Messenger RNA from Dibothriocephalus latus, 234 nucleotides. Lineage: Eukaryota; Metazoa; Platyhelminthes; Cestoda; Diphyllobothriidea; Diphyllobothriidae. The record is from the annotation of a GenBank genome assembly.
AUGCGGUCUGUCAGGUUGACGGACGCUCACCAUGAUGAGCAAUCUAAGAUCCGCAUCGCCUACAGGAUUAACGGGCUCCUUCCCAUUGGCCGGCGUAUGCAGGCCCCAACUGGUCUAUCCACGACUUACGUACUCAACACAGAGACAAAAGAGGAUAUGCGAAGGAACAGUGACCACAUCGCCGCCGGUGUCGUUAACUUCGGAACCACCAUAAAUGAGAACAGAACGAUUUGA